CUCCUUUCCCCUCCUUAUCAGCCAUGGACCGGGCGGCGAGUCAGGGCCACGUCGUGGAUUGCUGCAUCGUGGUGGAGCACCUCGGCCGCCUGAGCGCCUCCAUGGACCAGGACCGCUCCAACGGCACCAACGGCGCCACCAACGGCACCAACGGCACAAACGGCGCCGCCAACGGCGCCACCAACGGCAGCUCGGGCAGGAAAAGGGUUUCCAUGAAAGAGGAUCGGGACUUCUGGUGGACGGAGGAGAUGGAGGACGCGUCCUCGUCCUGCUACCCGGUUUGGGUGAACGCCGAGGAUCCGCUCUUCAUGUUGUACACCAGCGGCUCGACGGGCAAACCAAAGGGCGUGCUCCAUACGACGGGCGGCUACCUCAUGUACGCGGCCACCACCUUCAAGUACGUGUUCGACUACAAGCCCAACGACGUGUACUGGUGCACCGCCGACGUGGGCUGGAUCACCGGCCACACCUACGUGGUCUACGGGCCGCUGGCCAACGGCGCCACCUCCGUCAUUUUCGAGGGCACUCCGUUCUACCCCGACAACGACCGGUACUGGUCCGUGAUCGACAAGUACAAGGUGUCCCAGUUCUACACGGCACCCACCGCCAUCAGGUCUCUCAUGAAGUUCGGUGACGAGCCCGUGCUCAAACACAACCUGUCGACGCUCAAGGUGCUCGGAUCCGUCGGCGAGCCCAUCAACCCGGAGGCGUGGCUGUGGUACUACAAGAUGAUCGGGAAGGGCGAGUGCUCCAUCGUGGACACGUUCUGGCAGACGGAGACGGGCGGCCACGUCCUCACGCCGCUGCCCGGCUGCACGCCCAUGAAGCCCGGCUCGGCCACCUUCCCCUUCUUCGGCGUGCAGCCGCAGCUGCUGGACGAGAACGGCAAGCGCAUCGACGGCCCCGGGGAGGGCUACCUCGUGUUCGGCCGGCCGUGGCCGGGCAUGAUGCGCACCCUGUACGGCAACCACGAGCGCUUCGAGCAGGUGUACUUCAGCCGCUUCCCGGGCUACUACUGCACCGGUGACGGUGCGCGACGAGACGAGGACGGCUUCCUGUGGGUGACGGGCCGCGUCGACGACAUGCUCAACGUGUCGGGCCACCUCAUGAGCACGGCCGAGGUGGAGUCCGUCCUGGUGGAGCACGCGAGCGUGGCCGAGGCCGCCGUCGUGUCGCGGCCGCACCCCGUCAAGGGCGAGUGCCUGUACUGCUUCAUCACCCCCAACGAGGGCGCGGCGUUCGACAAGAAGCUGACGGACGAGCUCAAGAAGCAAGUGAGGGAGAGGAUAGGCCCCUUCGCCCAGCCCGAGGUCAUCCAGCACGCUCCGGGCCUCCCCAAGACGCGGUCCGGCAAGAUCAUGCGCAGGGUGCUCCGCAAGGUGGCCGUCAACGACCGGGACGUGGGCGACAUCUCGACGCUGGCGGACGAGAGCGUCGUGGAGCAGCUGUUCGCCAACAGGCCGGCCGAGGCGCAGCGGGCGUAAGAGGGAAGGCCAGCCGGCAGGAGCCGCGGGAGGUAGUUAGUUGUAAUCCUUGAGAAAGGUGUCGUCUGCUUGCGACCGGUAGACUCGACGAUGAUGUAGUAAAUAUGCACGGCGAAAGUUUGACACUGGAGCAUUUUUACGGGGAUUCUUAAUUAUUUAACUUAUGACGGUCUACGGUGUGCAUGUCAGCAGUAUUGUACAAAAACGUAAUUUAUUCAUUGCCUACUUCAUUUUUAUUUUAUUUUAUUUUUUCAGCCCUGUACAUUCCUCUUGUGGAAAAUAAGUUCUGUUCCCUUAAUUUAACAGAUCUUAUGCAUAUUGAAGUUACAGAGAUAAGUUUCAAACCUUGUUGAUGUCUCUCAGAUGUGGUCGUAAAAUGCCUAAAGAAAUUUCUGGCAUCUUAGUUUAGAUGAGUAUUGUACAUAAUUCUCAUAGCGCUCUAAGAAACUUUGUGUGAUAAGCUUAAAAGAUUCAAACUGGUGAAAAUUACCAUUACUGAAGAAUUUUGACCUCAUACUUUAUUUUAUUUCUGGUCAUUUUGCCUUUGGUAUGGAACAUCAGCAUAUGAUCUAUACUUGGUGUUAUUUUGUAUGUCUGUUACCCGCCUUGUGCAGUUUGAUGUAUACUAUAGGUACAUAGUGUGAGACCUUAACAUAGCACAUUGCAAUCAUGAUUUGUACAUUCUGUGUAAUUUUAACAUGCAGCUUACCAUUACAAUGGAGACUGCACAGAAAAUAUGUAAGCAUAGUUAUGAUUUAGAGUAGAACCGCAUGCAGGUCCUUGAUCAUAAAAAAGAAAAGAAAAAGAUUGACAGUUGUUAGCUUUCACAAAAUUAUGCUGAGCUGCUGAUUGGACCAAUCUUCUUCUAGGUGAAAAAAGGGAAGCUUUUGUUCUCAAUAAGAAACUGAGAACUGCAGAUAUUUCCGCCUAAAAAGAGUACGGUCAUCCCAUGUGGUGACUGGAAAGUACAUAUCAUUCAAAUGAACAUUAUUGCACAAUGUCCUGCCUAAUUGCUGAAUUUUGGAAGAAUUGUUGUGACUGUAUAUUACAAGGGUGAUACCUUUUGUACUUUACAUUUCCCCAAAGCAUUCAAAUGGUUUUCAAAUAUGUCUAGUGUUGUGGUAUCUCUUCCAAGUGUCAAGGCUUAGAACCAGCCGUAGGCAUCUUGUUGUCCUAUUAUUGUGUUUCUUAGAUACAUUGUUAUUGAGUUUUUAAAAAUAUUUCUGAUUAACAGAGUUAUAUAUGUAAUUUUAAGAAAAUGCUUAGGUGGAGAAGUUCAAACACAAUGUAAUAAUAUGCAUACAUAUCAUUGCUAUAAAUAACAUUCCAAAUUUCAUUAUAAAGUGAUAUACUAAUAGUAAUAAGAGCCUUGGAUAUGAUCAUGUGUGAUUUCGUAGAUUGCUAACGUUACCAGUAAAGAGACUGCUUCAAACCAAAAACAAUCAAAA
Frankliniella occidentalis (western flower thrips) is the source of this 2932-nucleotide messenger RNA. RefSeq names its product acetyl-coenzyme A synthetase (gene AcCoAS). Bases 24 to 1484 code for a protein of 486 amino acids. Gene Ontology annotation, molecular function: acetyl-CoA synthetase activity. Gene Ontology annotation, biological process: acetyl-CoA biosynthetic process. The transcript has 7 exons. The record is from RefSeq and is a predicted model, not a curated record. NCBI's taxonomy places the organism in Eukaryota, Metazoa, Arthropoda, Insecta, Thysanoptera, Thripidae.